CUGAGCGGCAGCAUUCUCGAUUUUUUUUUUAGAAUUGUAUCCUUCAAAAUAUUUAAUUAUCGUGUCUACUGCUUGUAAAAUGAAAAUAUUAUUCUGAAAUAACCCUAACUACUGUACGCAUAAUUGUUUUGAAGUAAUGCAAUAAAUUAGUUGCAAAGCAUAGGACAUCCGGGAAGCGAGGCAGACGACGCAUAGAAAAGGAAAACAACAUAUAACAUGGAGGAUAUAGAAUAUCUUGAUGAGUACAAAGAUUUGGUGUUGCCAGCAAUUAAAAGUGGUGAAGGGCGCUCAGCAGCUGCGUCAGCGUCGGCUGUGGCCCGGCGUCACCGCAUUUCUUCGGAGUCGAGCAACUCGUCCUCGAUUGAUGCAGACAUAUUUCAAAAGCUAUUCCAUGACAAAGAUUUUGACGACGAACUGCUCAACGAAGGCAGUUCAAAACCUAGGGAGAUACACAGUCCUCCCCCAGUAACCUCCUCCAGCGAUGACGAUUCCAAUGACGCCUUCGAUGCCCUGUUCAACAGGAAUAGACACCAGGCGAAAUCCAACAAAAAACGCGAUCGCUACGAGUCCAUUGAUGCUGUAGACGAUUUGGGCCAAGCCCUUAUGCGUUCAACACAAAGGUCAACUGUACUCAAGCCAAGUUCAUCUCGGGGCGCAGGGAAGAAGUCCGAGACAGAGGGACUGCACAGAGGCAAUCAACGGCCGCAUUACUCAGGCAAAUUUCAUUCGAAGAAUACGCAUCAAAGUUCCAGCAAUGGCAGCAGCAGUAAUUCUGUAUCAAAAAAUAGCAAGGCGAUAACCCUUGUAAAGACACAGAAAGCAGACUUUAGGCCAACAAAGAACGAACCCAAGACGGAUCCCUUGAAUUUGCGAGAGGACUCGCAUGAGGACUCGGACAGCGAUUCUUCGUAUGAGUUCGAAUCGGAUUUCUAUGGCGAUCGGGAUACGGAUGAUGAGGAACCGGUCAUUGACAUAUCAACGGACACCAGCAGGACCCCUUCGGUGGCGGACUCUGUGACGCCUGUUGUUUCCGAUGACGAGGGAGAAAGCGAGGGCGAGGGCGAGGGCAAGGGCAAGGGCCAGGAUCAGCAGCAGGAGCUGCAAGCGAAAAUGUGCGGCGAUUCGGAACGUUUGCAAAUUUAUCUGAAUAAUCUAAGUUGUGCCGAGGCGCCACCGAUCUAUAAAAAACAGAGUAGUGCUAAAAAGUCGCGUUCCAGUGAAAAGAAAUUACCUUCCUCCGAACAGGUUAUGCAUUCUAAAGAGCAACCAGCGGCUAGUCCCACAGCGGAGCUGAAGGCAGCCACUGCAGAGCCAGAGGCGCUGCCGCAGCGAGUGGAAGCCGGCUGCAGCUCUUCAGCGAUAGUCAGAAGUAACCCCUUCGAAGUGGAUCCAGGCAUCACACUCGACGCCCUAGAGCGCAUGACACUCGACGUGGCCGAACAAAUCAAUGAAAUUGAUGAGGAGCGCUCGUUUGAGUUCGAAAGGCGUUCCGCUUCAAAAACACGCAGCAGAUCGCGCUCUAAGCUCUCGGCAGAUCCUGUCACCAAUCCAAGCCAUGUGCGCAAGCUGACCUAUUCCAAUGAACAGCUCGACAGCUGUGGCUCGUCGCAGAACACGCUGAGGAGGGUCAAGAGUGAUUGCGGCUUCUCAAAGAGGGGACGCGGACGGAGUCAAAAGCAUAGGAUAAACAGAGCAGCCACCACAGAGGAAAAAGUGGCCAAGCCAAGCGAAAGUGUGAGCGAGGAUGUGCCAGUGAAGAAGAAACGCGGCAGACCACGCAAGAUAAGACCAACGACAGAAGCGGAAACCGCUCUGUUGCCUGAAAGUACUAAGAACCCAACAGAGGAAACUAAAAAGGAGGAUGAAGCACUUGCAGUAUCCAGUGGCGUGGAAGAGGAGGACAGGGAUAAGGCAGAACAGAUGCCAGAACCGGAGCCGGAAGCAGCAGGGCAACAGGAAUUAAAUACAGAACUAGAUAGAGCCAAAGACGUUUCAGAAAUUGCAGCUUCAUCGCAGGAGGAAAUUAGCACCACAUCAUCUCAAUCUCAUCAUAUUAUAACAGAAUCAUCAGCAGAUCUCAGAAGAGCUACAGACAAAGACGCGAAUCUCGAUGUGGACACAUCCACUGGAUCGUUCGAUGCAGCUCCACAAAGUCCCGCAGCUAAAUGUGACACUGAAACCAUUAUUAAUGAAUUGCAACAGAGUGGAGACCUGGUGUGGCAGAGUCUGGACGGAAACAGUAAUGUGGACGAGCGAAUGGUAUUUAAGUCAAUGGCAAUUGAAUUGCCAGCAGAUUCAACGGCAAAGCCAGAGGUCCAGCCAGAUCUGGAACCAUCCGAAAUGGAUGUUGAUACGGUUCCACCGGAAGCCGUCCAAGAAGAUGAUUUCAAAUCGGUUGCACCCACAGCUAUGGAUGAAUUGCCACCAGAAGCAACUCCUGGCGGUGCUGUAGACCAAUUGCCUGCGGAACUCCCUGAGACAAUGGACGAAGGUCCCCAAGUGUUGCAGCUGGAAGCGGGAAUUGAAUUGACUGAGGAAACUGAUGCCCAGCUGGCUGAAGAUAUUAAAUUGGCCGAGGAGAUUCUCGCCGCCGAAGUGGGCAAAGGCAUUGAAAGAAGCGAUUCGGCUCUGUCGCUGCCUGGCCAGCGCUUAGAGCUGGAAAAUCCUGUGAUUGAAAUUAUUAAAGAGCUUGAGCAGCAGACGAUAGCAGAUGCAAUCAGCCCGCCAGAGCCUACCGAAGAAAGUCGAGAUGUUGUGUCAGAGGAGACUGCAUCAAAAGCACCCGACAUACAGCCCAAGUCCAGUACCAAUGAAAUUGGUGACGAGACUCCCAGUAGAUCCACGGAAAUCAAAGUCAAAUCUCCAUUACCCGCUGCUACGAGCAAGACUUUUGAAGUGGACGUUGAUAUGCUUCCAUUAGCUACACGAUUGGCCAGUCGUUGGGAUCAAACAAUUGCCAGACCCCGCAGGCAGGCCGCACCAGCUAAGCGCGCACCGAAAGGUGUCAUGUGCGAGCUAUCGUUAAGGAGCAGUCCUAGGCUGGGAGGCCAAUCAUUGCAAGAGCAUCUGUCUGCCGAUGAGACCGUUGGAAAUUCCAAAGAGGAGAAGGAUCAGGCCAGGUCUAGUGGUACUAUGACGGAUCAAGGGGAGAUGUCUCGAGGCGCACAAAUCAAGAAAAAUAAGAGCAAAAUGAUAGAAAAAGACAAAUCAGAAAGUGAGAGCCAAGCUGAGCACCCAACAGACACGGCUGAGACUGAAACUAAAACUGAGAACGUGCAUGCGGCACCAGAUGAGGUUCGCGAUCAAAUAACCAACAGUGAGGCGUCCACCGGAGACAAAGAGGAGCGAGCAAGCAGCUAUGGAAAGUCGAGCCGAACUCCCAAAGCGAGCACAGACUGCCAACGAUUUGACAGAAGGAUUUCCCCCAGAACAGUUUCAUCAAAGGUAAAGCCUCACUCGUCAUUUGGCACAGAAAUUACUCCAGCCGGUCAGUUAUGGUCGGGUCCAGUUGAACCAGAGUCUAAGGAAACGAGCAACGAGCAAGCACAGCAGGAGGAACCCAAAGUAAAGCGAAAGAGAGGUAGGCCCAGGAAGAUCAGAAAUGAGGAAACCAAAAGCGAAAAGGCCAAGAGCGGACAAACAAUUCCAGAAACUAAACCCCCACUGGAGGAGGAGGUUAAGGAUUCAGGUAACACAGCAGCGACUUCCACAGAACCGAAGCUACUUGAAAUUGCAGCGAAUGACAAAACUCCAGGACUGGAAGCAGCACAAACAAAAGAUGAGCCUGAGUCUGUCCAGCUUGAAACGCAACAUAGAACAUCCAGAAAUGGAAAUGUAAAGGGUAAAAAAUCAAGCAAAAUGUCUGUGGAAUCCUCUGCUCUGGAUGGUAAAAAAUUGGAACGACAGAGUCAAACGACUGAACGGGAAACAGAUACACAACCAGAAGUGCCAACUGCUGCCACACCUGCUCCAGUUCAGCAGAGACUCUCAAGAAAGGACAAAAUAAAGAGUAGAAAAGCAAAUCCCACGACUGCUGUUGAGUCUGGUAAUAUUAAACCAGAACCAGAACCACUGCAGCCGGCUGGUUAUUCCAAAAUUGACUCCACUGAACCACUAAAAGCAGCAAAAGAUGAUCCAUCGAAGGAGGAAAAGUUGGAUAGUAUUCAAACGAAUGUGAAUCCUCCAGUGGCUGAUGGACUUUCCACUGGCAUUACAGAAACAGAGCGAGUGCUAGAGACGCCAGAACCCUCAAUGGCACGUAAAUCAUUGUCAAGAGAAAAGUCAACUGGCAGAAAGCCCAAAAAAGAUAAAGCUGCAACGAAUCGCGAGUCUACACAACCGGAAACAACGGCUGCCGCAGUGGAACACAAAGAAAAUAUGAAAACUAAACCGAAAGACUCGUUAGAAACGACACAACCUGGAGAAACCGAACCAAAAGCUGAAGAUAUUGAGCGAACCAUACCUGCUUCAGAGAGAUGUGAGUCGCCAAGCGGAACGCCAAUCGUGGAUACACAGCCAAAGUCUACGGAAAUCAGUAAAAAGAGAGGGGCCAGUGCCAAGCAGCAAGGAAACACCAAAACCAUUCCGGAUGGCGCAUCCGAACUGCAUGAAUUCGUUUCUGUCACUCCACGCACAGCGCCCUGUCGUCAGCUACGCGUCCUAAUGCGCAAAGGACCCAACUCCACAUCAUCUGCUGGCAGUAGCACGCCUGCCAUGGGUCUCAGGGAUAAGAAUGACACCGAAACUGACGCUCCAAAAUUAGAAGAAAUCGAAGACAAGGCUACUGCAGAAGAUACUCCAGAGGCUGCGGAAGCUCUGAUGCAGUCUUCGGUUGAACAGGCAAUUGUGGAUACAGCACAUCAGGAAGAGACACUUUCCGAGGGAGUGCCUUCUGCUGAGGCUAAAUUGGUGGAAGAACCGAAUGAAGCAGACCACACGGAAGAGAUCACUAAAACAGCUCCGUCUAUUGCUGCAUCUGUAGAGGAAAUCCCAAAAGGAGAAUCGCCACUUGGAGCGGAAAGGGCAGAGGAACAGCAUGCCACUUUGGAGGUUUCCUCUGGGGAACCAAAAAAAGUGGAGGAGGAGUUGCAUAAUAGCCAAAGCACUUUAAAAAUCGACGACAAAACUGGGGAAUUGGUCAAUGUCCCUGACAAAAACGAUACGGAAUCCAAUGCCGACAGCCCAGUCACAACAGAAACAACAGAAAGCCCAGUCACAAAUGAAACAGCAGAAAGCCCAGUCUCCACAGAAACAACAGGUGUCAGCGUCGCCACGGAGUCAAGCAAAUCAAACAAGACCGUGCGCGCUAGGCGUAAACGGGAAGUGGAGACCCCACAGCCAGAUGAAGCAGCCCAACGGAAGAAACAACAAGAGCAGCAGCUGGAAAAGACACUCAAUGACAAACAGGGCCAGAAAAAAUUAGUGCGUCGCCGUAAUCAGCUGGAGGCAGAGGAGCGGCCACCGUAUAAGCGUACAAAGUUGGAGGACGAAGGCACGGACACAGCCUCUACCUCUGCUUCGACCAAUGCACAAGCCAAGGGUAAAUUCAUAUCCCUCAUAGGCAAGGACACAAUUAUAUCAACCACAGGCAACUUGCAAGAGGAGCCAUCAAAGUCCUCGGGAGGAGCUGCACGAAAAUCGAAUGUCAAGAACCCCAAGGGCAGCGAUACAACAAAGCACAUCAUCAUAUCGACAGUUCCCAAGAAAUCUCUGGAAGCCGCUGCAGCUAGCUCGCCUUCGCCUUCACCAGCGCUAGCGUCCAAGAAGCCGCUGGUGCAGAAUUUGCUCAACUCGAAUGUGGAUACCCGCAAGGCUGUUCAAAAGAAUAGUACGCCUGCAGGCAAGAAGCAAACAGCAGCAGCAGCAGGCAAGCAGGAACCAGAACAGACUAUCCCCAGCUACACUGUGCUCACCAAAAAGGGCGUUGUGCCAGCGAGUGAAAUGCCAAGCAAGAAGGCAGCAGAAAGCUGCCCCAAAGCUUCUCCCAAAGGAGAAGGCGCCGCAGCGGCACUGCGAAAGGUUAACAUCUCCGUAACCGUGAUGCCGAGCAAAGAAGCUGAAGGUGUGGCUGAUGCUGCGGGUAAAUCAAGCGCCAGCAGCCCGCAACAGGCCGCAAGUGCUGCUCAGGUUACGAAGGCGCUGCUGAAUGCCGAGAAGAACAUCACAUCACCAAGGAAGCCAGUGGAUGCCAAGAAGAAGACGGUGAAGCCUAAGAACACGGAGAUGGAUAGGAAUGUGCUGCACAGGCUGGAAAUGGGCGAACAUACCACAGCGCCAGCCAGUAAACCCGAGCCCCUAAGAACGGAAGAGGCUGCCAGGACACAAACGAAAGGCGUAAAGAUGCCGGGAGUCAAGACGAAUGAAGCACUUCAAAAGGCAAAAGACGAACUGCGAAGGUCCGAUCUGGAAGCGUUUCGAAGCAAGGCUACAAUUCGCACUGCGGAAGUGGAUACAGGUCCGUCUUCCAGGGAUUCAUCUCACGAGCGCUCCGGGCGCACAUCUCGACAGGGCAAAGGCGCUUCCUUGCCGACACACCGACAAAUGGGUGUCUCAAUGGCCACACACAUGACGCGCGCCGCCAGCAGCAAUCGAUCGCUGGCUUCAACGCCAAUACCCAUGCCUGCAACUCCAACUCCUACAGCCGCAGCGCGUCGUCCAGCUACGAAAAAGCCGGAACCGGUAGCUGUUACGCCUCCAGCUGAGCCAUUGGUUCCGCCUAAAAAGGGUAAACGUCCGCCGCGAUUACCAGCUGGUACGCGCACCAGACGAUCGAACAAAAAACGAAAGGGUACCGAAGACGAGGAAACAGAAUCAGAAGCCACCUCUAAGAAGAGGCCAAGAGGAGAGCAAGAACAGGAGCCUGCAGCGCGGGAAGCUCCGUCCAUUGCCUUCCCAGUAUUCAUAACCGUUGCCAGCAGCUCCUCCCAAUCUCCCACACCGCUUUCGGUCACGGCCCCAAGUCACAGCCCUGCCACAGCACAGCCCAUAAGGAAGCCCAAGCUGCGAAAGUGUCGCGUUAAAAUCAAUCGAGGAGUGGUCAAAAAAUGGAUGGAGACUGCGCUGCAAAAACCGCGAGAGCCCGAACCAGAGCUACAAACUGAAGCACCAGUGGCAGAGUCAGAGCUAGACCCAGAACCAGCUCUCGAUGCAGUCUCAGCUCCACGGCAACCAGUCGCUGCUGUUGCCCAGCCGGUGGCGGCGUCAGUGUCGGCUCAACCAGCUCAGAAGAGAACUCAUACUGGCAUACUGGCAAUGAAACUUCCGAUUCCCAUACCCGUUAUGGAAAUAAAAACGGAGCUAGAAGAAGGGGCGCCAAUGGAGGUGGAUACAUUGCCGGCCAUACCCAUACCAACGCCUGCUGUUGUGUCGACUCCAGAAGCUUCCGCUGAGGCGUUGCCACCAGAGGAGGUGGUUCCACUGCCAACCAGCACCUCGAGUCAUCAGACAAUUCGUUUGGGUGCGCCUCCAGCGGCAGUUGGCAGAUUGGUCAGCUCGAUACCAUCGGCCAGCGCGGCCGAGGCCAGCCAGAAGCCUGGCCAUACCAAGAUGUUCUCCUUUCUGUACCCCCAACGCUAUCAGCGAUCGUAUGGCGAAGUGGGACUGGACUUUUGCUGCCCCAAUCUGGAUGGACCGAUGCGGGCCAUUGACCCGACGCGCUUGCAUGCCACAGCGCAGGUGCCAGUGCUGGAGCUGCCGCAAUUCAUGGUUAUCACGACAAAGAUCAUCUCCAAGACAGACAAGGAUCUGCCCCACAAGGUGCGAGCGAAGCUGGCGCAGCUAGACAAGAGUGGAAAGCCAUUUGGUGCACAGACGGUGCGCAUGAGCACGGAUUCCAGUGAGCCGUCGCUUCCUGUGGCAGUGCCUUCGCCCAACCUCGCUCCGGCACAUGUGCCCAUUCCCCCCUUGCCUGCCAUUUCCAUCCCUCCAGCAACCAUCGCAACCGCCACCCCCAUUGCCACUCCUGCACCCACAAUAGCUCUUCCAGUUGCCCAGACUGAAGUCACAGUUCAAUCCGUGUCCAAACAAUUGCCACGUGCAACGACGGUAUCGAAAAAGGUACUCGCACCUGCGGUUGCCCCACCCGCUGCUGCCCCCAGUCUGCCUCCGGCCCUUAUCCAGCUGCCGCCCAUCUGCCCAAUGGACAAGGAACGGGUGGAGCUGCAGACGCGAGUUCAGAUGUUCGACUUGGUGCUCCAGGGCCUGAGCAGACGCGCAUCCACACUGUCCCUGACCGAGCGACAGCGCACCAUUGAGGAGAUUGUGAAGACCAGCACGUUAUUGGCCAUCGAUGUGGACGUGGGCACCAAGCUGCUUGAGAACUACAUCCACUACCUCAACCGAGCUACCAACACUCAGACACCCAUGCCCCCACUCCGCCUCAAUCCUGUGGUCACACCAGCUGCUACUCAGAGUGCGGUCAAAGUCAGUACAGUCGCCAAAGUCGGCCAUGCGUCGGGGUUUAAGAGAAAAGUCAGCACUCCAACUGCAACUGCAACUGCAACUUCAUCCGCACCCCCAACGAAGAAGAUAGCACAGCAGCGCAACUCUCUGCCAAACAAAAUUCCUGUGUACGAUGCGGACAAGACCAUCAUUGGGUAUCAGUGCUCGAAACCGAACUCAUCGAUCGUUAAUCGGACAGCGCCCAAGGCCAGCAGCACUCCACUGGGACCAUCCACCUCUGCGACAGCGCAGAGUGGAAUCCUGGCGACCUCAAGCAAGGCGGCCAGGACGGGUGUGCAGCUGAAUCAAAUCAAGAAAACGAAACCCACGGCUGGUGUGGCUGUGAAAGCAGCAGCAGCACCAUCACCACCACCACCACCAAAAGGCAACAGUGGGAAGACACCUGGUUCAAGGACGACCGUUUCCAACGUGCAACCACCGUCGCAACAGAGGGCACUGGGUCGUCAGUCAAACCCCCAAUCCCUGCGAGACAAGGAUCCAGGAAGCCUCCUGCUGGUGUAGCCAAAACGCUUGCUUCGUUAUCUGAGCUUCCCCUCCCCAAGGCCGUGGCUGUGCCGGGGUCAAAGGCAAAGUCUGCUGCCACAACACCGAGCGGCAGACCCGUUGGAAAGAACCGAGCCCGCAGUCCGAAUGUGUUCAUCAUUAACCAGGUCUCGCCGCAGGCAGAGGAGAGCAUAUUGCCCGACUCCAACAUUGUGGUGCCAAUAGAGGCGGAGAUCAAGGGUGAACUGGACGACUCUAUGGAGUUGCUUGGAUAGGGGUAGGGAUUGGUUGUAUAAUUGAUAAAAAAA
Drosophila subobscura is the source of this 9251-nucleotide messenger RNA. It is a transcript of the gene Su(var)2-HP2, whose product is annotated as serine/arginine repetitive matrix protein 2. Gene Ontology annotation, molecular function: DNA binding. NCBI's taxonomy places the organism in Eukaryota, Metazoa, Arthropoda, Insecta, Diptera, Drosophilidae. The record is from RefSeq and is a predicted model, not a curated record.